CAUAACAUGACUCGAUGCCAUGCGAUUUAGGGUUUCGUACUCAACGCAUUUCUUCAAUUUCUGCUUGUAUCAGAUCUCUGAUCUGUUUUCUUAUUCCUUCUUUAUUUUGUUUGAAUUUCAUGUUUCUUAGGUGAAGUAAUCAAGAGAGCCUGAAAAUCCCAAAGUAGAAAUAAAUUGGCAUGGCAGGGAAAGCUGGUGGUUCGGUGGCUAAGGCAGUAGCAGAAUAUCAAUAUCCUUGGCGUGAGAAGUUAGUGAAGUAUAAGGAUGAACUGGCCAAGGGUGUUUGGGGAUACUGGGAGCUAGGGGCAUGGAAGCCACUCAGUAUCAGUGCUCGCCGAAGAGCUAGACUUCGCAAGGAAGUCCUUCUUGCUGGGGAAGAUUGGCACUAUGAUCCUGAAAGGAAGGAGAUGAAAACCAGGAGGAAGGGACAUAUAUGUGAUAGGAUAGCCGCGGAGAAAAGGGCAAACACGGCUAGGCUGAUGGAGAAGAUGCCACAAAUGUUGCUGGACUACAAGAAGAGAAGGUGGCAGAAGAAGAUGAAGGAAGAAGAUAAAAGCAAACUUUGAUUUUGCUAUUUUACAAUGGCAUUCUCUGUGGUUAUAUGUUCCAUUAGUUUGGAAGGGUUUAUCACGGACUGUGAUAUGAGAAAUGGAUUUACUCAUGCAAUGCUAUGCUGCACUUGCUUUUGGUUUUGUGGUAAGGAGUUUUUGGGCUUAAUGGAUGAUUAACUUUUGUUAAUGUAUUUCAUCCCAUAAUAACCCCGUACAAGAGUAUGGCCUUAUGAUUGUCAGGGUAAAAAAAGGCUUGCUCCAAUGGAAGUUUCUGUUAUAUUGUUUUGGAUCUGCAUGGAUGAGAGCAUGUUGGAACUUGUAAAUUGCUAAUUAGGCACCCAGUGUAUGUUGAUUGUUGACACCAUCUUGUUACGUUGUUGAAACUUAAAAAUG
Gastrolobium bilobum is the source of this 944-nucleotide messenger RNA. RefSeq lists its product as uncharacterized. The coding region runs from base 180 to 566 and encodes 128 amino acids. NCBI's taxonomy places the organism in Eukaryota, Viridiplantae, Streptophyta, Magnoliopsida, Fabales, Fabaceae. The transcript has 2 exons. The record is from RefSeq and is a predicted model, not a curated record.